GGCCCAGCCCAACUACACAUGCAAUUGAAGAAAGAAAAGUUGCAAUUCUUAAAUCCCUUCAUUUUUAGCUGAGCUUCAGGCUCUACAGUCUACACUACUUUCUCGAAGAACCCUAGGCCUGGAUUUUGCAUCAAGCUCUUUAUUGGAGAUUUGUCGUAACAGAGUGUUAACGAUUUAUCCGGAGAUGUCUGGGAUUGCAGGAUACCGAGCCCUUGCACCAAAAACCAAGAACCUGAUUGUUGCUGGGGGGCUGUCAGCAUUUGUCUUCGGGGUGUAUUUCUACACAAUGAGGGCUGUUGGCGGUACAGAUGAACUUCAGGUAGCUAUCGACAAAUUUGAAGAGCAUAAACGUAGGAAUGAGGAAGAAGCAACCUUGGCUCCAAAAGCUUAGUUGAUUUCACAUGAAUAGAACUAUGUAAUUAGCUAAACAUUGGUCGACAGAAACGCGAUAGCGCAUCCUUAUCCUCGACUUGAGUAUGAUUUCUGAUUUAGAAAUGUAGUCAUGAUUAUAAGUUUUUGGUUGUGAUUCAAAUAAAGACAUGAUUGUUAUCCUUCCCAGAUACUUCAGAAACUGAAUUCUGGUACAUAUGUAUUUUCAGCUCUUUUCAAUCUGCCGGAAGUUCUAGAAAACAUGUAACAUCAGUUGUCAUUGUUAUAUAAUCUUUUUCCUUCUUGUCCUUU
This is a messenger RNA of Sesamum indicum (sesame), 681 nucleotides long. Its product is annotated as cytochrome oxidase assembly protein. The record is from RefSeq and is a predicted model, not a curated record. NCBI's taxonomy places the organism in Eukaryota, Viridiplantae, Streptophyta, Magnoliopsida, Lamiales, Pedaliaceae.